Messenger RNA from Elaeis guineensis (African oil palm), 1957 nucleotides. Its product is annotated as transcription factor DIVARICATA. Gene Ontology annotation, molecular function: DNA binding. Lineage: Eukaryota; Viridiplantae; Streptophyta; Magnoliopsida; Arecales; Arecaceae. The record is from RefSeq and is a predicted model, not a curated record.
UUGGUUGAGCGGCCACAAACUCCACUAACCAAUCACAGCCCCCCUGGCUGCUUUCCCCUUCCACUUCCCUUUAUGCAUCUCCCACAGGAGAAGAAAAUAAUAAAAUAGAGGCAGUGGGUGAGUGAGAUCGGGAUUUAGAUCCCUUUCUUCUUCAAGCGCUCCGCCCUCUCCCGCCCUCCUUUUGUCCAUCUUCUUUCUUCCCUUUAUUCAUCCACAGCCAAAAACUCAGAGCAAAGCGUAGAAAGAUGUCAUCUUUUGCCUCUUAAUUCGCACCUUCUCUUCGAAUUCAUCCUUUCUCUCUGUAAUCUUUGUUGUUUACUCUCGAUCGAUCGAUCGAGCUUUCUCGGCGGCCAGGCAGGGCAGGGUUUUACAGUCUUCACGCGCUGCUCGGCUCAUUUCAUCUCGGAUUGGUGAUCGCCAUGGGCAGCUUUAGAUUCUGUUCGUCGGUCUCCAUCUGAUCUAUUCUGCUGAUGGACAGUCGGGUUGAAAAAUACAGGUGUUGUUGAGUUUCUCCCUCGAUUUCUCGUCAACGUCUCUGUUCGUCUUCGACCUAUAAACUUAAUUUCCAUCGGCGGAUUCGCCCUCUAUCUCUACCGUUCUUCCAUCUGGAAAGAAAGGAAGGGGGGAAAUGUCGAGCAGUUCCUGGAUGGAAGUUCUCCCUCCAACAUCGCCUUGCUUUUCCAGCUCAAGUUGGUUUCUUGGCCAGAAGAGGAGCGGGGGUUGGACCCAAGAGGAGAACAAGCGCUUCGAGGAUGCCCUGGCGCACAUCGACGGCGACACCCCAAACCGGUGGGAGAAGGUGGCGGCCAUGAUCCCUGGGAAGUCGGUGUGGGACAUCAUGUCCCAUUACAAGGAUCUGGAGGACGACGUGAGCGAGAUAGAAGCUGGGCGGAUCCCAUUCCCUGUCUAUAGCUGCAGCCCUUCGUCGUUCACGCUGGACUGGGCCAACCACCACGGCUACGAGGGGUUGAGGCCCGCGUAUUGCGUCGCCGGCGGGAGGAGGUCGGGAGGGAGACCGGAUCAAGAGAGGAAGAAGGGAGUGCCUUGGAGCGAAGAGGAGCACAAGCGAUUUCUUCUUGGACUCCAAAAAUACGGUAAAGGGGAUUGGAGAAACAUAUCUCGGAAUUUUGUCAUCUCCAGGACACCUACACAGGUGGCUAGCCAUGCGCAGAAGUAUUUCAUCAGGCUUAAUUCGGGCGGCAAAGAUAAGAGGAGGUCCAGCAUCCAUGACAUCACCACCGUCGACUUUCCAAAUAAUACGCCUCCUUCACCAUCUCGGCCAUCUGUGCUUUCGAUGCAAUCGAGUUCAGCUGCUGCCACUGGACUACCCGACCUAUUCUCGGAGAUGGUCGAUUCCAAGCAGCCAAAUGAAGCCUUCAAUUCAUCAGCAAAUGGUAAUCAGUUCAUGCACCCACCUUCGUAUGGGAUGAAACUGCAAGCUCAAAAUACUCUCCAGGAUCUGACUGUCGGCAGCUGCCGCAUGCUAUAUCAAAUGCACUCUCGUGGAUGAGAACAUGUACAUGUGCUAUAUGAAUCCAAAAGCUAUUGUCUGUUGGCAUUUGUUGGGGGGCCUUGGAUUUGCUGAAAUUAUCAAAUUUAGAAAUCAAUCCAAGGUUGAAAUCAAACGAUCCAGAAUAUUUGUUUUCGAUGCGGUUGAGCGGUUGACAUGAUUCGUUGAAGAUGCAAUGAGGAUCCUGUACUCAACGAGUCUAUAGCCUUGGUCGAUAGGCCCGAGUACUUAUCUUCGAAGAAAAUGUGAUGAGGAUCGUGAGAAUUUCUUUCCAUCAUCAAGAGAGUUUCAUGGAUAGGCUUUCUCUACUAUAUAAUCUUUUUUCCCUCCUUUCUGUAAUAUGCCAUUCUAUUGUAUAGAACGAUCAAAGAGAAAUGGCAGCCAAAACUUGAUGUCAUUCAAUAAUCUUAGCUUACAAGGCUCUGUGCUUGUGCCGGUACCAACCAU